AUGGCCUCCCAGACUCCAGCUCUUACCAUGGCUUCCAUAAUCGCUACAGACGCUCCUCUCCUCUCCCCUGUCGCUUCAAAUGACUCCCUAUGGGAUUCUUGCCCAGACCCGGCCCUCAACUUCAAUUAUUCCUACUAUAAUCUCCAGGCAGCACAAGCAUCCCAGUCGUGCACGGACCCCCCAGUCCCCUCAAAGGUCCUCAAGAUGCGCAUGUCUCCAGACUCGACCUCCGACUCCACCCAGGAGCCCCUCUGCAUGCCCACACACCAGGUCUUCGAGCUCUCAGAACCCCCAACGUCCCGUGCCUCGAGCGCUGCCCCGCCACCCCAGCCCCAGCAGCCCCCAGUGCACCCCCAGGUCACCGCAGUCGCCUCAACCGCGAGCAAGCGCUCAGCCAGCCCCGCAGCAGGCCCCGCGAAGAAGAGGGCCACAAUCCUCAGCAAGGACUUUGUGCCCCCCGAUGUCUCCGGUCUCAGCAAGCGGGAAGCUCGUCUAGUGAAGAACCGAGCCGCAGCCUUCCUCAGCAGGCAACGAAAGCGAGAAGAUCGCGUUGCAGAACUCGAGCAGGAGAACGCGAGGCUUUUGGCCCUUACCAAAAACGGAAGCCAGGCCCCGCAGGACAACCUCGCCUCAGAGGUUGAGCAGCUCCGUGCCCAGUUGGCCGCUGCCCAGCAACGGGAACGUGAACUCAGCGAGAAACUGAAGAGUACGCCCAAGGACGACGUUGUGUCCGUCAAGGUCGAAUCAUCGGAAAGCUAUGUCCCAGCAUCGCCUUCCAGGCCUUCUCCAUCAUCAGGCCCUAACAAGACCGCUGCCAGUUUCGGUUUGAUGGUCCUUCUUUGUGCCCUUCCAACCCUCUUGUCCAUGCCAAUGCAAUCGACGACAAGCUUCUCAGUCCCGUCGCCUUUCUCAUCGGCUCUCAGCAAUUAUGACUACAAGAACAACUUUAUCCCUGGAGACUUUGAUUGGACUCGCACUUCCCUGAUGGACAUGGAUACUGAGGAGAACUCUAAUUUCCCAUCUUCGGCCCCCCGGAAACUGGAAUUCGCAGGCGUUGAUACGAGCGACUUGGGCGAUCUCGGCGGUUUGGACAUCUCGUUUGAUACAUCCUCAACGGACAACGGCAAAAUCCGCGUACGGAUUCAUCCAUCGUCUUCGGCGUCUUCACGGGCAAGUUCUCCCCCCGCCAGUUCGCAAUCAUCGAAAGCGGGAUCGCCGGCUCCCAUGGAAUCAUGGUCGGAUGCUCGCUCCUCCUUCUCGUCGGUCGCCAACUCGCCAUUACUCUCCUCAACUGCGGAUCCUUUCCUCGGUAUGGACUACGGCAGCCCGUUCAGCGACCUUGACGAGACUUCGUUCCCCGAUUUUGGAUUUGGGUCGGAAUAUAGUGUUCCAGAUAACUCUGGUGGAAAGCGACGAGUGAGGAUUGCCCUCAAAACACCACCUUCUUCGAGCUCUGAAGGCGGAGAAUGGGAAGUUCAGAUUUGCUGA
This is a messenger RNA of Coprinopsis cinerea okayama7#130, 1488 nucleotides long. RefSeq lists its product as hypothetical. The coding region runs from base 1 to 1488 and encodes 495 amino acids. Gene Ontology annotation, molecular function: DNA-binding transcription factor activity. Gene Ontology annotation, biological process: regulation of DNA-templated transcription. NCBI's taxonomy places the organism in Eukaryota, Fungi, Basidiomycota, Agaricomycetes, Agaricales, Psathyrellaceae. The record is from RefSeq and is a predicted model, not a curated record. The transcript is spliced from 3 exons.